AUGGGAGAUUGGGAGUUUCUGGAAAAGUUGCUGGAUCAGGUGCAAGAGCAUUCCACUGCAAUUGGAAAGGUCUGGCUGAUGGUACUGUUUAUCUUCCGCAUCUUGAUUCUGGGUCUCGCGGGGGAAUCCGUUUGGGGAGAUGAACAAUCAGACUUUGUAUGCAAUACAGAUCAACCUGGAUGCCCAAAUGUUUGUUACGACAAAGCCUUCCCGAUUUCCCAUGUGCGCUUCUGGGUGCUUCAGUUUCUCUUUGUUAGCACUCCCACCUUGUUUUACCUGGGCCAUGUAAUCUACCUUUCCAGAAAAGAGGAGAAGCUGAAACAGAAAGAGGAUGAGUUAAGGGCCGUGAGUGACAAAGAUCAGGAAGUGGACCACGCCAUAGCGGUCAUAGAGAAGAAACGUUUAAAAAUCUGCAUUCAAGAAGAUGGCAGAGUCAAGAUACGAGGAGCCCUCAUGUGCACCUAUACAACCAGCAUCAUUUUCAAGAGUGUUUUUGAAGCUGGCUUCCUACUUGGCCAGUGGUAUCUGUAUGGCUUCGUAAUGCCUGCCAUAUAUGUAUGUGAAAGAGUGCCGUGUCCCCACAAAGUGGACUGCUUUGUGUCCAGACCCAAGGAGAAAACAAUUUUCAUCCUUUUCAUGCUAGUGGUGUCAUUAAUUUCUCUUCUGCUCAACCUUUUAGAGCUUAUCCAUUUAGUCUGCAAGAACAUGCUGCACACUUUUAAAAAAUAUUCCCCCUACAUCUCCAACACAAGAUAUCAUAAAGAAGAGGAUAUGUAUCCAGGAAAAUGCACAGCAACAGCCACUGCACCUUUUCAGGACAAAUCAUACAUAUACCUUCCCAUGAGUGAGAACAUUUCCUACCCAAAUUACAAAAAUCAGAACGAGGACAACUGGGCUAACUUGAAUACAGAGAAACAACUAGCUAUCCAUGGAGCAAAACAAACUCAUCUAGAACAUUACAACAAUAGCACUUUUACCCCCAUUUCUCCUAAUUCUCACGUUGUAGUAGAGAAGCAACUGAGUAGAGCCAGUAGUUCUGCAUCCAAGAAACAGUAUGUGUGAGAAAACGGUUUACUGUUUUUUGUGUCAGUGUCCAAGUCUAAACUGUGUGCUGGAUCGCCAGUGCUGUCAACAACAACAUGGCUUACUUGAACAUGGAUUUUCGCAUUUAAAAUUGGAAUAAAGAAUAAUAACAAGUCUACACAACCAAUUUGCUGGUGACUCUGCUGACUAACUACAACUACUGUAUAUACUUUUCACAUGUUUCAGUUUAACUGUGGUGCUCAGGCUAAUAAUACUCUAUGGAACUUAUUGGUAAUUGUUGUACACAUACAUUUGGUGUUAUGAUACAAUGGUGAUUCUUGUAAUCAAUAGAAAUUUCCACCAUAACUGCCAUCGUUAAAUGAUUAGCCUAUAUAGGGGUCUGUUUACUUAGACUUGGAGAUAAAGUGGAUGGAGAUAAAGUACCAGCCAAUCAGCUCCUAACUGCCAUGUCACAGGCGGUAUUUGAAAAAUGACAGUUAGGAGCUGAUUGACUGGUACUUUAUCUCCAGCGACUUUAUCUCCGUCCAACGCUUAGUAAAUAGACCCCAUAGAGUCUAACAUUAAGUGGGAUGCAUUUGGAUGCCGGUAGUCAUAAUCCAGACGGCGGCAUCCCAACACUCAUGAUCCCAACACCUAGUAGGUGACUAUACUCUGCCUAAUCACCCCCGUGGCUUACCUCUCCA
Molecule: messenger RNA, 1727 nt
Organism: Pseudophryne corroboree (corroboree frog)
Lineage: Eukaryota; Metazoa; Chordata; Amphibia; Anura; Myobatrachidae
Product: gap junction alpha-4 protein-like
Exons: 1
Coding region: 1-1062 (353 amino acids)
Biological process (GO): cell-cell signaling
Cellular component (GO): connexin complex
Molecular function (GO): gap junction channel activity
Source: RefSeq, a predicted model, not a curated record